Molecule: messenger RNA, 5990 nt
Organism: Melospiza melodia melodia
Lineage: Eukaryota; Metazoa; Chordata; Aves; Passeriformes; Passerellidae
Gene: FAM168A
Product: family with sequence similarity 168 member A
Exons: 9
Coding region: 217-924 (235 amino acids)
Biological process (GO): positive regulation of base-excision repair
Source: RefSeq, a predicted model, not a curated record
GCGCGGAGCGGGGGGAUGCCGGCGCAGCAUCCACAGGAAUGAAAGCAGGGACGUCCAGGUUGGGAAAUGCAAGGCGGCGGUGAGAUUCUCUGCCUGGAUAAAAUGCCUGUUCCGAGCUCUGGAAUGCUGUGAAGACUCCCAGCCCAGGCACACUCCUCUCCAGAUUAUCUCCAUCCCAAGGAAGCUCGUAUCCAAGAGAGUUCCCGGUCUUCCAGCAUGAAUCCUGUUUACAGCCCCGUCCAACCUGGGGCUCCCUACGGAAACCCGAAGAACAUGGCCUACACAGGUUAUCCAACAGGCUAUCCCACUGCUGCCCCAGCCUACAAUCCCAACAUGUAUCCAACCAGCAGCCCCGGCUACGCCCCAGCCACACUUCUGAUGAAGCAGGCCUGGCCCCAGACCUCCUCGUCCUGCGCCACCGAGGGCACCUUCCACCUCCCUGUGGACACGGGCACGGAGAACAGAACCUACCAGGCUUCUUCUGCAGCCUUCAGGUACACUGCGGGGACUCCCUACAAGGUGCCACCAACCCAGAGUAACAACGCCCCUCCUCCCUACUCGCCGUCUCCAAACCCAUACCAGACCGCGAUGUACCCCAUCAGAAGUGCCUACCCACAGCAGAACCUGUACACCCAGGGAGCUUAUUACACCCAGCCCGUGUACGCGGCCCAGCCUCACGUCAUCCACCACACCACGGUGGUGCAGCCCAACAGCAUCCCCUCGGCCAUCUACCCCGCGCCCGUGGCCGCGCCGCGCACCAACGGCGUGGCCAUGGGCAUGGUGGCUGGCACCACCAUGGCCAUGUCAGCAGGAACCUUGUUGACCACCCCCCAACACACCGCCAUCGGAGCACAUCCAGUGUCCGUGCCAACGUACAGGGCUCAAGGAACCCCCACCUACAGCUACGUACCUCCACACUGGUAAACCACUGGCCAAUCCAUAUCCGGAGUCAAACAUUGUAUGCAACUACACAAGUCUUACAUCGGUGCUGCGGCCGCUGGGCUGCAGCGCCUCGUCUGUUUGCAAGAACAAAAGAAAAAAAAAAAGUGCAAGGGUCACUUUAUGCAUUCUUUAGUGGUUUUUGUAAAAGCUGCUUUUUCUAAUCUUCUGCCUCUUUUUUUCCCCCCUUCCUCCCCCUCCCACAUGAAUUGUGUACCACACAUACUGACACUGAGCAAUAGUCGAGUUCUCUCUUCGGUCCUAUCAUUUGAAAGCUCAGAAUCUUCACUUUUCCAGCAUUGCCCAGCUGAGUGGUGCAAAGAUCCCCCCACUUCUUGUUCGUUUGGGUUCUUUUUGUUCUUUUUCUGUUGUCGUUGUUGUUGACAAGAGCCUAGAUUUUUUUUGGCUAGUAAGAGUGGUUGAUGUUCAGGGUACUAUGUGAAAAGCACAGCGCUGGUAGGCAGGCUUAUUCCAAUUUGGUUUGGGUAUUUUUAGUUGAAGAAUAUAAAUUAUUCAAUCUUUCAUAACAUAUUACAAGAAAAUUGGUGUCUUCCAGAUAGCUGUCGUGAUAGAUUAUAAAUGCAUUAUCUGCAGUGGAAUUCUGAACUCAUCCCUUCUUUUUGUAGGAGUAAGAGAAUAUAAAUAUAAUUAGCGACGUAACACACUUGUCUUAGGAAGCACGAGGACUGGUCACCAGCGGGUCUUUGGUCUGCUUUUUCCAACUGGGCACACGGAUCAUGGGUGAUGGGAAGGGAGCAGCAGGAAGAUGCAUGCCCUGGGAGCAUCUGGAACCCCUUGGGAGAACGGGAUGCUCCCCUCAGCCACGUCCUGGGGCAGUGUGGGGGAGAAGGAGGCUCCUUCCUUGCGUGGCUGCUGCUUGCAGGCACAGAUGUGCUGGGCAGCUGCUGAGGGAAGCAAGGAGAUGUCCAAAGGUUGGGCUGGAGAGCUUCUCCAUGUCCAAGGAUUGAUCUGGAGAGCUUCUCCAGGUCCAAGGGUUGAUCUGGGGAGCUUCUCUCAGUUUAGGGCUUGGUCUUAAGAGCUCCUCCAGGUUUAGGGUUUGGUCUGAGGAGCUCCUCCAGGUUUAGGGUUUGGUCUGAGGAGUUCAUCCAGGUUUAGGGUUUGGUCUGAGGAGUUCAUCCAGGUUUAAGGUUUGGUCUGAGGAACUUCUCUCAGUUUAGGGUUUGGUCUGAGGAACUUCUCUCAGUUUAGGGUUUGGUGUGAGGAGCUCAUCCAGGUUUAGGGUUUGGUCUGAGGAGCUCAUCCAGGUUUAGGGUUUGGUGUGAGGAGCUCAUCCAGGUUUAGGGUUUGGUCUGAGGAGCUCAUCCAGGUUUAGGGUUUGGUCUGAGGAGCUUCUCUCAGUUUAGGGCUUGGUCUGAGGAACUUCUCUCAGUUUAGGGCUUGGUCUGAGGAGCUUCUCUCAGUUUAAGGUUUGGUCUGAAGAGCUUCUCCAGGUUCAAGGUUUGGUCUGAGGAGCUCAUCCAGGUUUAGGGUUUGGUCUGAGGAGCUUCUCCAGAGUAUGGUGGUGUGGGAAAAGAGGGUGUCUGGUUGAUGGAGAUGAGUCUUCAAGGCAGGGCAAGGGGAAGAUGGGUGGCUUCAGCUUGCACCCGUGGUGUUGGCACUGCCUCCAUGGCAGCUGAGGUGUCCCCCUCCCGUUCUUUGGGUUGCAGCUCCAAGACUUCCAGGAGGAACGUUCACCCAAGCACAAAUAGCAGCACCAGGGAGAAAGGCCGGGGAGGAUGUCUGGCUGCUCUGCUUGGAGGGGUGGCAGAGGAGGAAGCAAUAGCAAUAAACACGUCGCCUCCUUCACGGGAAGGCACCUGAGCAGAGGUGACAGCAGGGAAGGUGAUCCACAGUUGGCAUGGAGCAGGGUGGGGGACACCAGGCACGCAGAGGCUGUGGGCAUCAGGGUCAUUUGGAGGGGUUUGGCUUACCUGGGACAUGGGGACAGGGAGCUGGUGACAGCCCCCCUCGGGGUGUCCAAGCAGAGCAAUAAGUUGUCUUGAGGGCAGCAGAGGCAGUUUGGAUUUGCAGACAAUGCUUGUGGCCAGUUUGUUUUUAAAUCCUUGUCACUAAACCCAGCAUAGAAACAAGGUUUUUGGGACUUUUUUGGGUUUUUUUUUUUUUUUUUUUUAAGACAAAAGCUUGGUUGGGUUUUGAUUUUUGCCUCAAGUGUGCCAAAAGUGUUCCAUGCUCUCGGUGGAGUCUCCCAGCGUGGCUUCUGCUCCUGGAGCUCCUUCCCUUGGGCAUGGGGCAGGUGGGGAGUAACAAGCCUAGGGAUCCCAGGAGGAUUUUCCCUCCCACUGGCUGGUCCCAGGAGUUUGUCAGGUUGGGUGUUGGUGCUUCUGUUUGGGGGCGAUUUGGUUGAUUCUGCUGGUUUUGAAGGAAAUCUAGAGCAAAGCUCUGGUUGAUCUCCUCAGCCUUGAGAGGAACAAAGUGGGGGAAGACUGUGCUGUGGGGUGGGGAAGGGGCACCCUUGGGCUGCACUUUGGGGUGGUAUUGAGGGAAAGGAGAAGGAAAAAAGAGCAAAGGAGCCAAUCAUCAGUAGAUUCCCUAUUUGGCUUGAUUAGUAAAGAGCAACAGACCUUGGGAAAUAACACCAACACAUCAUCCUUGCACUGUUUGUAGCACAUUGCAGUUAAACCUGGGCCAAAAAAACCCCAGAUCCUAAGAAUUGAAGAGUUCUGAGAUCCCUUUUCCCCCUCUCAUGUUUGUGUUACACACCAGGAGCUGUCUGUCAGCAUUGAGCCAGGUCUCCCAGCAUAGUGGCAGUCUGGUUUGUGGGGUCCCUGAGCUUUGGGAUCCCAGCCUGGGCUCUGCAAACAACCUGAACCAGCAGACACCAUCCCACCACUGUCCCAGACACCACUUUGGGAACCACUCCUAAAAUUCGGACCUGGGUGUGGAAAGGAGAUGUUGGGCUUUCUCCUGGAAGGAAAAGAAACAUGAAAGGUGGGGAGAAAGCCCCAGGAGUGGAGCGUGGUGGAUCACCCAGUGUUCCCACUGACACAGGGCAGUUGGGUUUUAAUUCCUUUGCUUGGAUCAACAGCAGAUCCAGAGCUCCUCAUCCCAUUAUUCCCAGGCAGAAAUACUCAUUAACCAAAGCGUGGAGUGGUGAAAUAUUUGCCACCUGUUGGGCCAGAGGCUUCAGUGAGGACAUUUGGUAACCAGCCUUGAGCCACUGUGUGGAACCAGGGCCACCACACAGUGCCAGGCUUGGGUGGCUCCUUCCCAAGGUGGGGAGAUGCUCCCUGCCCUUCCCUUGGUCCCAAGCCCUUCCCUUGGUCAAGUCUUGGCUUAACUGAGGGUCCUGGGAAGGUCACAAUGGGGGACACUGAUGGAGCCACCAGCUUCUCAGAUAUUUCAUUCCAGCAAAGCUUUGCUGAUGUUGGUUAAGGGAUUUCCACAGUGAAGGAUCACUCUGGGCAUCAGUGGGAAAGAGCAGGAGGGGUUAAACCAUCCUCAGCAGCCACUGAAGUGUCUGAGAUUAAAAUUCCAGCUAAAGAGGAAGGGAAAAUAACUCUGAACCAUUAACCCAUCCCAGGCCUUACCUUUACUUCAAAACACAAUCUGCAAUGCAAGAUUUGGGGGGAAAAAUAGGAUUUUAGUGGUGGUGGUGACCCCCAAAGCCCAGGAGCCCCUUGAAGCCUGAGGCCAUCAUGCCUCCAAGUGGCUGAACCCUCCAGGCAAGGAUUUGCUACUGCAUUUUAUGAAUAAUAAAUCACUCAGUUCAGCAUGGUUUCAGUUUUGGGAUGUAAUUCCCAGGAAAUGUUAUUUAAGGGGUUUGUUUUAAUGAGGGACGUUCAGAGCAUCAGGUUUUCCUCCAGCCCCCAGCAUCCCCCUGAAUCUGGUCCUUCCCAGAGAGACCCCCUGACUCUUUGCCAUCCCCUCUGGGAACGUGGGGAUGAUGUGGUUCCCAGCUGGAGAGCAUCAAAUGGGAUCCUGGCUUUUCAGCAGGGUGGAAAACAACAUCUGAGGCUUUAUUUUUGGUAAAAUCCAACCAGCCAACAAUAGCAAUAAGAGCUGCUGGAUACCCAUAAAUCCAGGUAUUUUUGAUUUGGCCUUAUUUUUGAUUUGGGCUUUUUUUUUUUUUUAAUUGCCAAUAUUUUCAGGCCCUCCAGCUGUGGUGACCCUCUGCCCAUCUUCCCUUCACUUUGCUCCCAAGCCAGGAUCAGCUUCCAAAUAUUUUCUCUGCUGUGUGUUAGCAUUCCCUUAGGGGAAAAAAAAAAAAGAAAAUAAAGCCUGUGAGGGAGCUUGGGAGGGAGGAAAUCUUGCAAAAGGCAUUCCUUGCACCAUGGCACUUGGAGAUUCUCUGGCAAUCAGGUGAAAGAACUUGUGGGCAUGUUUGCAGGGCAGGAAUAGCAGAAUUUGUGGUUUGACAGGAGCGAUUCCCAUUUGGAAACGCUCGACUGUGCUGCUUGUAGGGAAUAAUCUUGAUGCAACGUGGCCACCUGCAGCCUCCCUGCAUCCUCCUGCAAGAGAUGGAAUUUUCCAGGGGGAAGAGGGGUUCAGGGCCAGGGGAGGGAGUUGUAGGGAAGCAUGGCAAGGUGCAGGAUCACACCCAAACCCUCCCAUUCCCACAACACGGCCUCGACCCACACCAGGCUCCCACCCCUCUUUCUAUGUAAUUCAUUUUAAAUUGAUUUCAACCACCAGACCAGCUCAUUUUUAAGUAUUAUUGGACCUCUUAAAUAAAAAUAAAUACCAAAAAAAAAAAAAUUAUUCCCUGAAAGAACAGCAACAAAAAAAAAAUUUAAACCCAAGAGUAACCACGUCUUCCAAGUCUACAUCUCACAGGUGUGUAGGGAACAUGGCCUUGGAGAUGCCCUGGAGAGCCCCACAGCCUCAGUUUGUCCAUCUGAAGUGUAAAUUUGGGGUUGUUUUCCCGUUUGUUUUCUGUUCUGGUUUUGGUUCUGAAGAUCAGGUCGUGAUCUCCCUGACAGAUUUCAGCCAAGAGUUUGUAACUGUAUGAUAUUUACUGUAAGAUGUAGAACAUUCGAUAACUAUUAAAAUGUUUCCAAAAAAAAAUUAAAUAAAUAAAUAAAAGAGCCCGA